This is a messenger RNA of Endocarpon pusillum Z07020, 1002 nucleotides long. RefSeq lists its product as uncharacterized. Bases 1 to 1002 code for a protein of 333 amino acids. The record is from RefSeq and is a predicted model, not a curated record. Gene Ontology annotation, molecular function: hydrolase activity. The transcript has a single exon. NCBI's taxonomy places the organism in Eukaryota, Fungi, Ascomycota, Eurotiomycetes, Verrucariales, Verrucariaceae.
AUGGGCCUCCUUUAUCCUCCGUCUCCUUUUGCGCCUCCAACUAUAACUCAACGUCUCCUAACUACUCCGCUCCGAUUCCUCUUCCAUCUCGCCUACACGAUACUGCUAUAUCUUCGUGGCCCUUCGUAUUCUCCGCCUCCCAAUGUCGAUCCUAUAAAAGUGGUGUGCAUUUCUGAUACACAUUGCAAGAAUCCUCUCGAUUUCCUCCCGCCAGGAGAUUUGCUCAUUCAUGCAGGCGACCUCACCAACCUUGGCACAGUCGCAGAGAUCCAACGGCAGAUUGACUGGCUGAAGUCUAUACAUGGUGCCAUCGUGAAGGGUGGGUUCUCUGAGAUCAUCGUCAUUUGCGGCAACCAUGACAGCUACUUCGACGUGCGAUCUCGAUCUGGACACGACCGGCAACAAAAGCAGAAGUUGGAUUGGGGUCCAAUCAAGUAUUUGGAGCACUCCUCUACUGCCGUCACGAUCCAUGAUCGAACAUUGAAUGUGUAUGGUGCGCCGCAAAUACCAAAAUGUGGAGGCAAAGAAUUUGCUUUCCAAUACCCUCGUGGACAGGAUGCAUGGAGCGGUACCAUUCCAGACGAUGUUGAUGUGCUGGUGACCCAUACACCACCAAAGACUCAUCUCGACAUACCACUUGGUCCAAAUGCUGGCAUGGGUUGCGAGUGGCUUUUGAAGGAGUGUUGGCGCGUGAAGCCAACACUACACGUUUUCGGCCACGUACAUUCCGGAUAUGGUAUGCAAGCUGUAUGGUGGGACGAAGCGCAAUUCAGGCAUGAGAGAAUUAUUUCAAGACCGCCUGGAAGCUUUGGUGCUCUAGGUGAAGUUUUCGACUUUCGGCUGUGGAUCGAGGGUGCCAAGCUUCUCUAUCAGGGGGCAAAGGGAGUCUUGUGGACCAAAUUCUGGGGAGGCACUGCCGGAGGCGGUGUGAUGAUCAAUGCUUCUCUAACCUGGCAGACAACGGACAGGCUGGACAACGAUCCGCAGGUGGUGUACUUAUAA